Molecule: messenger RNA, 463 nt
Organism: Lactuca sativa (garden lettuce)
Lineage: Eukaryota; Viridiplantae; Streptophyta; Magnoliopsida; Asterales; Asteraceae
Source: RefSeq, a predicted model, not a curated record
UGCAGGGAACAAAUUUGAUGAUGAUGUGCCAGAUGAAGACGAACUUAUAAUAAUGGGAAAUGUAGAUUAUUUUCAUGAUGAUGAUGAUGACAAAGAAGUUACACCCGAUAAACCUAGGAGUCGAAAACCAUCACAAUUUUUAUGCACUCCUUACACCGAGUUGCACACGACACCGAAACAAAAAAGAAGAACAAAAAAGAAGGUUGGUAUGAAAUCAACAAGCCCCGUUCCUCCUCCAGUUUUUGGUGUUGCUCAUGACUUCUCCAUGUUGCGCCUGCAACCUUACGUAGCAGGCGGUGAGGAUGUCAUCCAAAAUUAUGUAUUGCAUUCAUACGAUGUGCAGCAUCGUUUGUUUAAUUUCGUGUUAGAUAGAGAUUUUUGGAGCUCAUUGUUUGGGCAUACACACGACGGAUGGUUGGAGUCAGCGGUAAAUAAAUUGUUAAUUAAUUCUUUUAAAAGUUAA